UAGUAGCCACACCUCUUGUUGGCUUGUCAUUUUAACUCACUGUUACUCCCCCUCUCGCUCGCUCGCUCGUUCACCCCCAUCCGCCUCUCUCUCUCACUGAGCGUUUCUUCUCCCAAUCCCCAUCCAACUCCGGCUGUCCAGAAAGCGCACGGUGGAUGGACAGGAGCAUUGGAAUUUACCACUCUCUUUUAGAAAAAUAAUUAAAGAACGAAACGCUGCUCUACACACUAGUCAGGACAUCUCCAACAACAUAGGUUCUUUUUGUCAGAACCUGUGGACCUUUAAAUCCAUCAAGGAUCUAAGGGCAGGAGAAGGCCAUGCCGUUUGGCUGUCUAACGCUGGGGGAGAAGAAGGAUUAUAACAAUCCUUCUGAGGUGACCGAAAAGUAUGACUUGGGACAGAUUGUUAAAACGGAGGAGUUUUGCGAAAUCUUCCGGGCCAAAGACAAAGCGACCUUGAAAAUGAGCACCUGCAAGAAGUUCCUGAAGAAGGAUGGGAGGAAAGUCAGAAAAGCUGCCAAAAAUGAGAUUGUCAUCCUGAAGAUGGUGAAGCAUCCCAACAUACUUCAGCUGGUGGACGUCUUUGAAACCAGAAAAGAGUAUUUCAUAUUUCUCGAACUUGCCACAGGCCGGGAGGUGUUUGACUGGAUCCUGGACCAGGGUUACUAUUCAGAGCGAGACACCAGCAACGUCAUUCGGCAGGUGAUGGAGGCUGUGGCAUACCUUCACUCCCUGCACAUCGUCCACAGGAACCUGAAGCUGGAGAACUUGGUCUACUACAAUCGUCUAAAGAACUCAAAAAUCGUCAUCAGUGAUUUCCAUCUGGCCAAGCUGACAAAUGGGCUCAUCAAGGACCCCUGUGGCACCCCGGAGUACCUGGCUCCAGAAGUGGUUGCCAGGCAGAGAUAUGGAAGGCCAGUUGACUGCUGGGCUAUUGGAGUCAUUAUGUACAUACUGCUAUCAGGUAAUCCACCAUUCUACGAUGAAACUGACGAUGAAGAUUACGAGAAUCACGACAAGAACUUGUUUCGUAAAAUCCUGGCGGGCGACUAUGAGUUUGAUUCCCCAUACUGGGAUGAUAUUUCUGAUUCAGCCAAGGGGCUGGUGAACCGGUUGAUGGAGGUGGACCAAGACCAAAGACUGACAACACAGGAAGCCAUCAAUCAUGAGUGGAUUUCAGGGAAUGCUGCAUCAGACAAAAACAUAAAAGACGGUGUCUGCGCACAGAUUGAAAAGAACUUCGCCAAAGCAAAGUGGAAGAAAGCGGUGCGGGUGACCACAAUCAUGAAGCGGCUGCGGGCCCCUGAACAGAGUGCGUCAGCAGCCACUGCUCCAGCAGCUCCAGCAGCUCCAGCUACCCCAGCUGCCCCGGCAGACCCAGAGGCACCAGCGGCAUCAGCAGACCCUGCUGCACCAGCCUCCAACGAUACCCCCACGGCCACAGAGUCAGAGAGCAGCCCGGGCAGCAGUGAAGCCCCAACACCAUCAGAGCCCCCGAGCGCAGAGCCAGAGAACAAACCAGCCAGCCUAGAGGAGGACAGCCCCGCCCAGCCUGACAGCUCCGCCCAAGUGGGUGUGAUGGAAGAGGAAGAGGCAGCGUCUUCGCGAUGUAAUGGGGAAACAGCCGCCCCCCUUGAGCCUGCUGUGGAAGCCUGUGACGAGCAGAAUGGCUAAAGCGCCGCACAGCCCCACUCUUCUUUGUAAUAUAGCCGCUGGCAUGGUGACGCUGAAUCCGCUAAACUCUCUCACGCAGCAGAAUUAGUAUCGAGCUUAAAGAGGCAGUGUCCCAUCUCUGUGGAAGGAUGCCUAAUGGGUAGUGCUUUUUUUAUUUUCUUUGAUUCUUUUAAAAGAGCCUCUUUUUUCUGCUUCAGAAUAACCGCCUAUUUUUGCAGGCUGCUUUGUGAAACUAAGCUAAGUGAAAACUGUUGCUACUGCUUAUUUGUUUAUUUGUUUAUUUGUUUAUUUAGCAGACGCCUUUAUCCAAGGCGACUUACAGAUACUAGGGUGUGUGAGCUAUGCAUAAGCUGCAGAGUCACUUACAAUUACGUCUCACCCGAAAGACGGAGCACAAGGAGGUUAAGUGACUCGCUCAUGGUCACACAGUGAGUCAGUGGCUGAGGUGGGAUUUGAACCGGGGACCUCCUGGUUACAAGCCCUUUUCUUUAACCACUGGACCACACAGCCUUCCACUCAGUGUAGUCUUAAGAGGGAGUAAAUAGCUUCAUUUAUUUUUCUUCAUGCGUUAUCUUUGUUGUACUUUCAAUCAUUCGGAUUGGUUUUGAGUUCCGUUGCACCACAAAUUAGAUACUCAGCUAAAUCCACUGCUGGCUAUUCAGUUCUAACUGACUGUUAUGUUCUUCUUUGACUUUUCUGUCGGCUUAAUAUAUAAUAUAUAGUGUAGUGUAGAGCAGGUUUCGGUUAGGGUUAGGGUUAUUUAUUUGUAGGCUUGGACUGCUGUUUACACAUUGGCUCUACAGACUUAACAUCCCUGAUUGAAUGUAAAUACUUUUUUUUUAAUUGACAUUUUUAUUGAUGCAGUGAAGAUGUUUUUAUUUUAUUUUAUUUUAUUUUAAAACUUUUAUUUGAAACACUUUUUGUUUUAAACCCAUCGGGGCCUGACAAACUGAACUAACCAUGGGCACUUCUAAAUAAAACUGCAGAGACUAAAAAAAAUCCUGAUUGAGCAAAGGGGAGAGAGAUCCUACUUGACCACCAAUAUCACUUUGUAAAAUGCAGCUUUUCUUUUAAUGGAAGUCUCACGUUUUAGUAUUAGAUUGUUACUGAGAUUUGAUUUUUUAUUCAAUUAAUUGUAAUGUUUUGGGUUAAAACCCAUUGAAAAUGAGUUGGAGUCAACUGAAUUACUUGCAUGUUUGACACAAUGAAGUUUCUUAUUCAGACUUAUGUAUUGCAAUCAUAUUGCCUCUAACACAGGGGAACGUGUUUGUUUUUCUAGGAUGCAGUUUUACACAGGCAUCCUGCAGAUUGGGGACACUGCUCUUAACUUGCUGCUGUAAACAAAACUCUGUAGAAGUAGCCAAACUGGAAUGCAUUUUGAAAUUUCUUGUACAUUGCACAUUGUUUGUAAGCAACUGAUGGAUAAAGAUUUAGUAUAAGCCUCAGCCAUGUAAAUAAACAUAAAUAUGUAAGUAUAUUACACACAUAUACAUAUCUAUAUUUGCAUUCCCUCCAAAUUCCAUGCUUUUCGUGAUAAAAUGAACAACAACUGGGCUUAAAUUGCAAAGAGGGAUUGAUGGACUGACCAUGUAAAUGGAUAUAUUUACAGGGUCACUGUAGAUAGAUAGAUAGAUAGAUAGAUAGAUAGAUAGAUAGAUAGAUAGAUAGAUUGACUUCAGAGGAAGACACUGUGAGCAGCCUGUUACAGAAAUAAUUUAGAAAUAUAUUUAAAUAUUGAUGAACAUACAGUACAGUUGUCCAUAAAACUCCAAUGCAUGCACAUGUGAAAAUGCAUGUGCAAACAUUCACAUGCAUUAAAUAUAAAACACAUAGAUAAUCACAAGUAGAAAUGAAGGAAAGUAUGGUAUAUCAGUGUGUAAUUGUACUGAUUUAGAUGAGGAAGUGUCCAGAAAAUGUAGUCAUAAUGAUGACUCCUUAAAUAACUCAUUCACAAAAGUCAUAUACACUGUACUACUGGGUGUAUGGGAGCUAUAGGUAUUGCUGUAUAUAUAGUAUUGUUUUUAUUUCGUAUUGUUUUUAAGUUCUACCAGGUGCGGAUUGGUAAACCAUUUUAACUUAUUUUAUGUAUUAUUGGUUUUAUCAUUUGCAAUUAUUUAUUGAAGUACUGUAGGAACGUAGCAGUACAUCCUAGUAAGGGACCAUUUAUUAUAAAGCAUGAUACAUACAGACAUGUAUACACACAUAUGUAGGCCACCAACGCACUUACCCAUUUUCAUAUUAUAUGCACAUAAUUCUGUGCAAAUACAGAACUAAACUCAAAUACCUGUAUGUUUCUGUCUCCCAAGUCCAACAAAUCUCUGUCCAUCAGAUGUCAGCCUUCUCUUCUGGACAAACGACUGGGAACUCUUUUCUUUUGUGUUUAUCCUGUCCUUCAUGACUCUUUCUGUACAGUGGCAGGGCCCUGCUAGUUUGUAGGCCCGGUCUUUGACUUGCAGAUAAUCUGCUGCUUCUUUAUUCCUCUAAACAACAACAAAAACAACAAAAUAUAUACUUAAAAAAACAUAUACUUAAACUUUGCUCUUGGACACAAGCUUACUAUCUUAUUAAUUUUAACAAAAAAGCUACUGUGCCUCUUUAUUUUAUUUGUUUAAAUUUGGGUUGAGAAAAAAACAAUGAAACUAAAACAAAAUAAUACUGCAUCUUAACUCAAAGGUUAAGGGGAAAAACAGGAACUACUCGAAAAGGGGAUCUCCUUGUACUGGAUGGCCUUUUUGUUUUGUGUUACAGAAAGCAGUCUAUCCUGCAUUUCCAAAGCAAUGUUGAAUAGUGCUUCAGAUUCAGAGUCUCUACCGAGGCAGCCAAGAAGCAUUAGCACUCAGAGUGUUUUACAUCAGCAGCACACCUGUCAUAUAUUCCAUAGACCAUUAAACACUCCUAAAGCGUUACUUUUUUAAAUGUAAUACAUUACCUUAAACUUUGUAAUAAAAGCCUGUGGCUCAAUAGACAGCCAUUAUAGACUAUGAUACCUGUACAUCUGAAGCAGCCUCAUGUCUAAAUAUAUUAUUAGUGACACAGGUAAAAGUGGUCAAGCCUUAGAACAGGUGAUGGCCUAAUUUCCAAAAUUCUGGUCUUGCCUGUCAGUAAGUCUUUUAUUUCUACAUACUGUGGAUGUAGGUCAUGAUGUUCUGUCCUGAUUUUGUAUUUAGAGUCGUGGCAGGAUAUACAGUAUGUUACUAACAGAUUUGUACCAUUUUUAUUUUUAUUUAGGAUUCUUAAAUUUAUUCUUAAAUUCCUUUAAUUCACACGCAUUCAUUUUAAGUAAUUUCUCAAUGUUUAUAUAAGUAAUUUACACAAGUGAAAUGGCUGCUAAUUAGUUCUGUACAUUAAGCAAUACAGCACAGUUUAUCACUAAGAUUCAUGAAGUCUAACUGUGUUUCUUGAAAAUUGCUUGAAGAAGUAGGCAGAAAAUAGAAAGGUGGUUACAGUAUUUGAUUAUAACAGUUUGUUUUUGUCAGCUUUUUAAUACAGUACUUUUCUGUUGCAUAACCUAGACACCAUGUUGGGCAAUAUUCUGUUUUCUGAAUGUAUUUAUUUGUUUAUUUAUUUAUUGGAAUUAACUGAACAAUGAACUGGUGAGUCGUGUUUCUUAUUUAAAAGCCCUCUGUAUCCCUUGUUCUAGCCAAUGUUUAUUAGAAUAUCAUUUGAUGGUAAUAAAGAUUUCUUCAUUGGA
Molecule: messenger RNA, 5364 nt
Organism: Acipenser ruthenus (sterlet)
Lineage: Eukaryota; Metazoa; Chordata; Actinopteri; Acipenseriformes; Acipenseridae
Product: caM kinase-like vesicle-associated protein
Exons: 11
Coding region: 318-1673 (451 amino acids)
Biological process (GO): peptidyl-serine phosphorylation
Cellular component (GO): intracellular anatomical structure
Molecular function (GO): ATP binding; calcium/calmodulin-dependent protein kinase activity; calmodulin binding
Source: RefSeq, a predicted model, not a curated record